This is a messenger RNA of Perkinsus marinus ATCC 50983, 1635 nucleotides long. RefSeq lists its product as hypothetical. The transcript is spliced from 2 exons. The record is from RefSeq and is a predicted model, not a curated record. Bases 2 to 1453 code for a protein of 483 amino acids. NCBI's taxonomy places the organism in Eukaryota, Perkinsozoa, Perkinsida, Perkinsidae.
AAUGCUUGUUGCUGGUUCACCUCCAGCUGGAGAGAAGGUCGCCUUUCCGCCUCAAAGCACUAGUCUCGAUGCCGCCUCUAACAGUGGUGGUAAAACGGCCACCUCUGCCCCCUUCCAACCGCUACCCACAACUACUCCCGUACCAUUCCCCAGCCACAUCCAGCUGGAGGGUGCCACGGGGCCUCAUGCUGAUGAGAUCAAUGGUUGCUAUGUGCUCAAAGCCUCCGCUAGUAAGGCUUUGGAGAAAUGGAAAUUCUGUUAUUUCAAACACAAGUGCGAUGAUGUUGUUAUGUGCUAUGGUGAAGGCCUACCUGAACUAGGUCCCAACGAGGGUGCUGUUGGUUGGGUUGUUGGUAAGCUCAGUGAUAGCAUAGAUAUCUUGGCACGCUGCGUGCUAGGGAAGGAGAGGAACUCUGCUAACGGUUUCAAGUGGGAGCUCAAGACUAUGAGUAAUACGUUUACUCCGACUUACACGAUGAGCGUUAAACCAGUGGUGGCAACAGCAGCAGCAGCCGCAGCAGCCGUCUGUUCUCAAGGAGAGGCCAGCGGGGGUGGAGGCGGCGGCUCGAGUCGUCGUAACAGAGAGAGAGCUGGCUCGGCUGCAGCUCAUCAACGUAUCGCGUUCGCUAGUAUGUUGGCUAGUGCACAGGCUCAGCUACUGGCAGCUCAGAGUGGCGAUGGACUCUUACCGGCACCUGCUGGUCCUAUCAGUGAUAACACCGAUGACUCGAGUUUCCUCCCGGCUGAGCUCUCGAGGUCAAGUACUGCUCUUGGUAGCGAUAGAAGGAUCAGUUUCGCGGCUACUACAACUGACAAUACCAAGCAUUCUACUACGUUGUCUUCUAGGAGGAUGUCAGCUGAUGCUCCGGUGUUCAUUCCAAGGCGUCAUACUGUUCAGGGAGGGACUCCAUUUGCUCCUGCCCUCACCACUACUGCCACUGCUAGACAAACGAAUAUCACCAAGCGGCGUUCGGUUUCUGCCAUUGAUGAUCUGUUUAAGAACGCUGAAAGGCAACAAGGAAUAUUCGUUAAUACUCGUGCUAGGAGGGUUACAUGGAAACUCGGAGCUGUCAGUGAGAAGCUGAAGUCCGUGAUUCCGGGGGAAGGGGUUCCUAGUAUAACAUUUAGACUCCCGAGAGAUAAUGGUGAACCUGGUCCUCCUAUUCAACUGGAGUUCUAUCCCUUUGGGGUGAAGGGCAAGUCCCCUCCAGGGUGUGUAGCAGUUGGUCUCGUCUGUCCCCAAGGAGCGUGUAUGCGCUUUACUGUGAGUCUUGGUAAGGUGAACAGUGGGAAGAAAGUCCUCAUGGGCAACAAAUUCCAUGUUGAUUUCUAUCCCUCAACUGGUCGGAAUUCAGAUGGCGGCACUGGUGACAGUGGGAUUGUGCAGGCGUUCAAGUACUCGGAGAUCAGUGUAACGCUGCAGCUCAUUGACUGGAUGGACGAACCGUAUUGAAGUAUCUUGAGGAUGAGGCGGUAAGAUUCAAAAUAGGUUAAGUGACGACGUCUUAUGGCGUGAUGGAGAAGGACUUAUUUGAUAUUCGAUCGAGACUUUGUCCACGAGUAAUACAUAACGAUUUCACUUAUCUCUUCUUUCACACUAAAGCAAUGAUAUCGUCCAGCGUACACGUUGCUCUU